AGCCACCUUUUACAAGGCGUUGAUACAUCACCCAGCGUCAUCAUACCUCGUUUCUUGUCUCUUUCAGCCCCGAGUUGUGCCCGCCUGUUGCUCGCUGCUUUUUCGCUCCCGUCUCGCGUGCUAUCCUCCUCCCCACAUACACAGCCUGCGCUUUGAUAUAGAGACUAGCGCCCCCACUGGUCUCCAAGCAAGGGCCGUGACUAUCCUGUGGAGAAGUCGGAGCUUACCAUUUCCCUUUCUUCGGCCGGCGUUCCGAUCCAAGCACACGACGUUUGAACGUCUCGACGCCUGGAUACGCUUGAAAUGUUGUUUUGGGGUUUGAGAUGCAGGCGCAUGUGAACCAUUUGUUCUAAUCUUGAAGUUUGGGACCUGAUGUAAGACUGACUGUCUCGGCGCUACCCAACAGCACAAAAGACGGCAGGCAGUCGUCGAGAACAUGGCCGACUCCGGCGCGACCGCAACCUCUUUAGCCACUCCCUCGCACGCGCGCUUCGACAACGACGAUUCACUGAUUUUGGCCGAAUACGGCCUGCCUGAGCUUCGAGCUUCCCCAAACGCGACCGCAAUCAGUCCUACCAACGUCAUGGGCUCAUUCUCCGACUUCGACAUGACAUUUGCGCAGAGCCAAGGAUUCGGUUCCAAUUUCGAUGGGAUACAACCAAAAAUUGAGGCUGGAUAUGCGGAUCACAGAGGCAGUGUUGGCAAUAUGAGUGAAGAAGGUAUGAGUGGCGGCGGGAGUGCGCAUCCAAAUCGGAUGAGCAUUGGAGGAAGCCCCGGCCGCGACGGAAACAAUACCAGUCCGGAGAGCGCGCCUGCCAUGGGCAUGCUCGCCAUUGAUCCCAUGAACGAAGCUUCGGCCUUGGCCAUGAAACUCAGUGGCAACGACGGCACAGACCAUUCGACGACAUCGCGCAGGAGUAAGGAUGAUACGCAAGAUCCACCGCUUUGGAGCGAGAUGAAAACAAAGGCUGGCAAGGAGAGGAAAAGGCUUCCACUUGCUUGCAUCGCAUGUCGCAGGAAGAAAAUCCGUUGCUCCGGCGAGAAGCCAGCCUGCAAACACUGUCUGAGGAGUCGGAUACCAUGUGUUUACAAGGUUACUACCAGGAAGGCAGCCCCGAGAACGGACUACAUGGCCAUGUUGGACAAGAGACUGAAGCGCAUGGAAGAUCGUGUCAUUAAGCUGAUACCGAAAGAAAGCUUACCUUCUGUUGCGAAUGUGGGCAGGUCUGUCGUUAAGCCCGCUAUCCCCGGCGCACCACCGAAGACACCCACCACGAAGAAGCGUGCCGCGGAAGAAGCUUUCGGUAACGAGUUGGACGAAUGGUCAAAAGCAAAAGUCGCAGACCCAGAUACCGCUGGUUCGACGUCUCGUGGCAAGGAGUCAGAUGAGAGCAAACUCUUAACAGAAGGAGCGGAAAGCUUGCCGUCAAAAGAGAUACAGGAACAUUUGGCUGAGGUAUAUUUCGAUUAUGUGUAUGGACAAAGCUAUCCCCUCCUCCACAAGCCAAGCUUCAUGCGAAGGCUCGCAACUGGAAAGGUUCCGCCAGUACUAAUACUAGCAAUGUGCGCCAUCUCAGCACGAUUUUCAAACCACCCACAGCUACGCACAGAGCCAUGUUUCUUAAGGGGCGACAGCUGGGCUGAGCGGGCACGCGAGAUUGCGCUGAAGCGAUACGAUGCACCCAACAUUACCAUCUUGAUAGUCUACUUAUUACUUGGACUUCAUGAGUUUGGCACUUGUCAAGGUGGACGGAGUUGGAUGUUUGGUGGUAUGGCGCAAAGAAUGGCAUAUGCACUGCAACUGCACAAGGAGAACGAAUACGACCCGCUCGUCAACGAGUCCGACAGGAAACCCUUAAGCGCUACGGAUCGAGAAAUACGGCGGCGGACUAUGUGGUCUUGCUUCCUGAUGGACCGAUUCAACUCCUCUGGUACCGAUAGACCACUCUUUGUACACGAGCAGUACAUCGAAGUACAGCUACCAGUCAAAGAGCAUCUGUACGUACACGAAAUACAUGCGCCAACAGAGAACCUGGAAGGCGCCGUGCCGAAUCCCGUUCCACCUGACAGCGGUCAAUUGGCGAAUCCGCGCGACAAUAUGGGCGUCUCAGCGUACACCAUACGUUUGGUAUGCAUCUGGGGUAAGCUUAUUAAGUACAUGAACUUGGGAGGAAAAGAACGCGAAGCAGAACCUAUGUGGUCUUCCGAUUCGACCUUCCAUGCUAUCAAGAAGGAGGCGAAGGAUUUCAAAGCGGCAUUGCCUGAGAUGCUUGUUUACAAUCCUGAGAACCUCAAAAGUCAUGCUAUUGGCAAGACAGCGAACUCGUUUUUGUAUCUUCAUAUCUUAUGGCAACAGAUCAUGCUGUUCAUGCAUAGAUUCGCGUUGCCUUCGACGGCAGGUAGCAGACCACCGAAGGAUAUGCCACAUGACUUCCUCACAGAGUCUGCUCGCUCUGCGCUCGACGCCGCGAACCAAAUCUCGAUGCUCAUCAACGAAGCCAUGGAUCACAACGUCGUCGCACCAUUUGCAGGCUACUCGGCCUUCUUCUCUUCGACCGUCCAUGUUCAUGGCGUGUUCUCGAAGAACCCAAAGUUGGAAGCGCAAUCGAAGAAGUAUCUGGCAUACAAUGUCAAGUACCUGACAAAGAUGAAGAAGUACUGGGGCAUGUUCCAUUACAUUGCAGAAAACCUCAAGGAGCUGUAUCGUCAACAUGCCGAUGCGCAGCUGAAGGGACCGAACGCGACCGGCGACAAGAAGAAAGGUAGCAUCUUUCAGUAUGGUGACUGGUUCGACAGAUACCCACACGGUGUCUCGAAAACCGACUAUGAAGAUGCGGCUGAGUCAAACCCAAAUGAGCCAGGUACUGAUGCCGUCCUGGGACACAAAAGCGAUCUACAGAGUGUGGAAGAGUUCUUCGCAUCUUUAUCUCCGCCAUCAAAAUCUGAUCAACAGCGCAAGCAGGCGCGCAAAAACAAAUCAAAAUCCAUCUCGAAACCCGAUCUUGCUUCGUCGAACAACCAAGAUAUGCCACGACUACAACGGCAGAAUAGUCAAGCUCAACAGAGUCAUACUGCCCGCUUGCAAGCACAACAGCAAAUGAACCAAAUGAACAUGGCCUCGCAAGAUGCAAUAGACGCCGCCAUCGCCGCUGGCUACGACCCUGCUGCUCUCUUUGCCCAACAACAGCAACAUACCUCUCCCCAGCAAUUUCUCGCUGAUUUCGCCGGUUCUCACCACGCGCAUCAACAACAUGCUCACCAUCCUUCUCUUCCACUCAUCAAUACCUCACCUACAAUGAUACACCCUUCGCACGCACACCAAAUGGAUCCUACAAACCUCUCCCCCUUCCCCGACCUAGCCAGCGACUUCAAUAAUGCUUUCUGGAAUCUCGACGCCAUGGGUCUGGGUGCCAGCGCCAACAACAACAAUUUCUUCGAUCCGAUGAGCAGUUACUUCGUGCCAUUCAAUGUGGAGCCGCCGCCACAACACGGUCUAGGUGAUGAUGGGGUUUUCGCAGGGCAGGGCGCAGAGGCGUAUGGUUUUGCGCUUGGUGCUGGGACGCCAGUGGAUUUGGAUAUGAUGCAUGGUGGUGGAGCAUCAAGGAUGCAUAGGGGGAGCGUUAGUGGGGGACGACCCACUUUGGGUAGAAGGGGGACGGGUUUGGAGUAAAAGGAUACUUAUUUCGUCUGACUGGCUUGGAAAGUUCGGGACGGAAAAACUAAUGUGGUGAUGAUUAUUGGGUAUAUACCAUUGAACGGAGUUCUCGUCAAUACGAGGCUGUGUAUAUGGCGUCGGUGUCGAUAACAAUUGGAGCGUCUCCAAG
This is a messenger RNA of Alternaria alternata, 3824 nucleotides long. RefSeq lists its product as hypothetical. Gene Ontology annotation, molecular function: DNA-binding transcription factor activity, RNA polymerase II-specific; zinc ion binding; DNA binding. Lineage: Eukaryota; Fungi; Ascomycota; Dothideomycetes; Pleosporales; Pleosporaceae. Gene Ontology annotation, biological process: DNA-templated transcription; regulation of DNA-templated transcription. The record is from RefSeq and is a predicted model, not a curated record. The transcript has a single exon. Bases 437 to 3670 code for a protein of 1077 amino acids. Gene Ontology annotation, cellular component: nucleus.